This is a messenger RNA of Enhydra lutris kenyoni (northern sea otter), 2432 nucleotides long. RefSeq names its product transmembrane protein 231. The record is from RefSeq and is a predicted model, not a curated record. The transcript has 7 exons. The coding region runs from base 1 to 951 and encodes 316 amino acids. Gene Ontology annotation, cellular component: ciliary transition zone; ciliary membrane. Lineage: Eukaryota; Metazoa; Chordata; Mammalia; Carnivora; Mustelidae. Gene Ontology annotation, biological process: regulation of protein localization; cilium assembly.
AUGGCGCUUUACGAGCUCUUCUCUCACCCGGUGGAGCGCGGCUACCGCGCGGGGCUCUGCUCCAAGGCCGCUCUAUUCCUGCUGCUGGCCGCGGCGCUCACGUACAUCCCGCCACUGCUAGUGGCCUUCCGGAGCCACGGGUUUUGGCUGAAGCGGAGCAGUUACGAGGAGCAGCCGACCGUGCGCUUCCAGCACCAGGUGCUGCUCGUGGCCUUACUGGGACCGGAGCGCGGCGGGUUCCUGGCCUGGAGCACGUUCCCCGCCUUCAACCGGCUGCAGGGGGAUCACCUGCGCGUCCCGCUGGUUUCGACUCGAGAAGAAGACAGGAACCAGGAUGGGAAAAUGGACAUGUUACAUUUUAAGCUGGAGCUUCCCCUGCAGUCCACGGAGCACGUUCUCGGUGUGCAGCUCAUCCUGACUUUCUCCUACCAAUUGCACAGGAUGUCCACGUUCGUGAUGCAGAGCAUGGCGUUUCUGCAGUCCUCCUUCGCUGUUCCAGGCUCGCAGCUGUAUGUGCACGGGGACCUGAGGCUGCAGCAGAAGCAGCCCCUAAGCUGCGGAGGCCUGGACGUGAGAUACAACGUGUCCGUAAUCAAUGGGACCAGCCCUUUUGCCUAUGACUACGAUCUCACCCACAUUGUUGCUGCUUAUCAGGAAAGGAAUGUAACCACCGUGUUCACUGGCCCCCACCCCAUCUGGCUGGUGGGAAGGGCUGCCGAAGCUCCAUUCGUGAUUAACGCUGUCAUCCAAUACCCGGUGGAAGUCAUUUCAUAUCUACCAGGAUUCUGGGAAAUGAUCAAGUUUGCCUGGGUCCAGUAUGUCAGUAUCCUGCUUAUCUUCCUCUGGGUGUUUGAAAGAAUCAAAAGAUUUGUGUUUCAAAAUCAAGUGGUGACCACAAUCCCUGUCGCAGGGAUGCCCCAGGGAGAAGUGUAUAAGGAGCACUUGUCAUAGGAAGACCAUUUCUGAGAACUCAGCAGGAUCCUGGCUACCUCAUUGUGGUCUUCUGAGAACUGCCAUCUUAAGAAGUUUUUGCAAAGAGCCUGUGGACACUUGCCGGUGUGUGUGCUUUUCCUGUCAAAGACAAAGGACAGUCCUUUCUUAUUUUUCUCUACACAAAUCCAUAUCUUCUAAGCACCUGGCACGUAAGCACCACUCAUCAGGGACUAGUUUGUGGAAACAUCCAAGGGUUCCCGAAGGCUAUAAUUUGCUUGGUUUUUUUUUUUUGUUUGUUUGUUUGUUUGUUUUGCCUUAGGGUUGAAUUUCAGGAGAAAACUACAAUCAGUUCAGACCUCUUGGAAAGGGUCCCAUCUCUGGUCAAGCAAAGACUUUUCCUCUUUUGAACCGAGAAGCGUGCUAUACAUUUCUUCCCACUAUUGUAAACCACUUCUUACUCUUUUCAGGGCUCUCUUGUGAGAGAGAUGCAAAUCAGCAGCGCUUUCCACUCCUGAGCCUCUAAGUUUCCCGUUCAGAACUUCGUUUUCCAGUGCUGAGAGGCCAUGAAGGGGAGAACAGGAGCGAGAAGAAGGGAGCGCUUAGGAGCACAUGCGUGCACACGUGUGCGGGUGGGCGACCCCAGAACACGAGGACCGUCCACCUGCCGUCGGCCUAACAGACAGUCGUCUGUCGUCGGCUCAGCUGCAGGGCCCUCUAUCCCUGCCCUGCUGGGGCUGGCUUGUUGCCCUGCCUUUCGCCCUGUCUGUGCCCCCUGGAACAGCAGGCUUCAGCCAGAGUGCUGUUUAGUCCACAAAUCCCCCCAGCAACAGCGGGGGAAGUAAGGAUGAGAACCACAGUCGCCUUCUCUCUGGCCCUCCUCCAACAGCCUGGACACUUGCCACUUUGUCCUUGACAGCCCUGCCCCUUCUUGAAGAGGACGUGGGUGACAAAGGAGCUGUUGUUGGUAUUGGCUCCCACUGCCAACGGUCACAGAGCUCCUUUGGAUGGCCAGCGGGAAGCCCGGCUACUCGAAUUUCCCCCGAUGAAGGAACAGGGUGCCGAUCAGGGUGAGCGGCUUUGCAGGGGACACACGAGGUGUGAUGAGGGGAUCAAGGGAGUGUUCACCCAGGCAGCCCACUCUGGCCUGGCGGGUAGCAGAAUGUCAGGCAGGCCAGCAGGCUCAUCCUCUUGCUCUAGUGAGAGUCUGCAGGGUGGGACCACUGAAAUGGGCCCCUGUUGCUCAUGGAAGACUGCUUCUCCGUUCUUGGCAUGUAGAGACAAGCUGCCCACAAAGGACAAAUGGAUCUGCUUUAUGAUCCCAAGAUAUUGGCACUGGAGACAUGCCUGUUCUGACCCAUGCAUUAUGCCGACGCACGAACACUCUCCUCAGCGUAUGCCUCAGUUUACCUUGGAGGUUCAGUUCUCGUUUCUAAAGCACCUUGUCUUUCAGGCUGACCAAAAUAAGAAAUCUUUUGAAGGAUUCAAGCACAAAAAUAGCU